This is a messenger RNA of Entelurus aequoreus (snake pipefish), 6737 nucleotides long. It is a transcript of the gene smchd1, whose product is annotated as structural maintenance of chromosomes flexible hinge domain containing 1. Lineage: Eukaryota; Metazoa; Chordata; Actinopteri; Syngnathiformes; Syngnathidae. The coding region runs from base 119 to 5971 and encodes 1950 amino acids. Gene Ontology annotation, biological process: double-strand break repair; chromosome organization. The transcript is spliced from 47 exons. The record is from RefSeq and is a predicted model, not a curated record. Gene Ontology annotation, cellular component: chromosome. Gene Ontology annotation, molecular function: ATP binding; protein binding.
UUCUAACAGCUCUUUCCUGCCUCACGCAUCUCUCCGACGCAGUUUCGAGGUUGGGAGAACCCCACUCGCUCAUGUUGUUUUCCCAAAGUAGUUAAUUGAUGUCAAGUAGGACCAGAACAUGUCCAUCUCUCACAAAAAAUGUCUACCGGAGGAAAAGCGGGCCCAAAAAAGGAUUCGCGUCUACGACUGUCGCCUCGGAGGGAAUCAGGGAGCGGAUACGGUGAUUGACAGUAACAUGGACUUCAAACACUUUCUACUGAAGCUCAGGAGUAAAUUUGCAAUCCCUGCGGCCACUCCAUGCGUGCUGACAGACACUGACCGAGUAGAUCUGACUUCUGACAAAUUUGAGCAACUUCAUGACGGCGGCACUCUGCUCUUGUUGGAUCACGCCGGCCAAGAGCUCCCGUUGGCAACAGAAGAGCGUAUUACCUUUCAGCCUCAUUACGAUACAGUGACCAAGAGUGGCGUGUACGAAUACUACGACAGUGCCGGCCAGAAGUCUUUACCCUACGCACUGGCAGAGUUGCUGGACAACUCCAUCUCGGCCACAGCUAAAAACACAGGUGUCCGGAUGAUUGAGAUAAGAAUACUGUUAGAUGAAACUCUUGGGAAGCCUGCAGUUGUUGUCAUCGACAACGGCUGUGGGAUGACGGCCAAGCAGCUCAAUAACUGGGCUGUCUUCAGGCUCUCCAAAUUUAGUAAGCCUGAGGGCUAUGUUCCACCUGAGCACACCCCUCUUAGUCUCAACAGUGACAUAUCCUACUUUGGAGUUGGAGGAAAACAGGCUGUUUUUUUCAUUGGACAUUCUGUCAGGAUGAUCAGCAAAGCAGUAGGAUCUCCAGAUGUUCAUGAGCUGGUACUGUCUGAAGAGAAGUUUGUUCAAAGGGAGAAGAACCAAGAAGACAUUUACAGCGAGGUUAUAAGAAACCGGAAGCCUGGCGACUCUUCCCACGUAAAUAGAAACGAGGAGCGAUUCCUUCAUGGCAUAAUUGGGGAAGAAGCUGAGAAAGAAAGCUUCACAGCCGUGGUCAUCACAGGUGUCCAUCCACAACAUGUUACUGCCUUGAAAGACGACUUUGUAGGAUGGACAAGGCAGCUUGCUCACACUUAUCACUACUACAUCCAUGGAGAUGGCACAAACCACGCGAAAGGUUCAGAUCAUUCCCCUGAAAUUGAUAUACAGAUCACUAUGCGGGAGAAGCUGCCAAGAUGUCCUCGCGUGAUGAACCUCAGGGAAGUCGACACUGACAUGCAGGCGUUGUACGUAAAGGCUGCUGCCGACGAGUUUGUGUUUCAAGCGGAGGCGUCCAGCGCCUUGGUGGAAGGAAUCAUUCGCUAUCAUCCCUUCCUCUACGACAAGGAAACCUACCCGGAAGACCCCAACAGUGUGCAAGCACCUGUUGAUGAGGAAGAUGACAAUAUAGAACCUGGAUUCCUGACUCAAGCGAGAGGGAAGAGACCCAUAUUUGAAUGUUACUGGAAUGGAAGACUCAUACCAUACACCACAAUAUCAGAGUUUGACUGGUGUGCUCUGCCCAAAGGCUCAAAGGUGCCAGCAGAGUGCUACAGUCGGUUUUCAGGCGUGCUCUUUGCCAAUGACAAAUUCCAGGUGACCACGAACAAGCUCACUUUCAUAGACCUGGAGGUGAAACUAAAGAGCAAGGACAUCAUCUUCACCUGCGAUGUGAAUGGACAGACACGAAGGAGAAACAUCCAGAAAGAAUUCACGCAGUGGCUCCUCCACUGCCACGAGAAGUAUGACAAGCAAGUCAAGUUCCUGACCUACAUGAGCACCAUCACACGGACGGAUGUGGCCGUCAAGAAACAUCAGCAUCCCUGGGCCACGUUCUCUGCCAUCCAAUGGGGCAACAAAACCUUCACUAAGGGCCAACAGAUAAAGACGCAAAAAACGUUGCCAAUUAUGCACGGUACUAUUGUUCAGUUUUUGCUGUAUGGAACUUACAACAGCGACGUCUUUGCCACAGGAGGACACGUAGAAAUUGAAUGGGAACCCAGAGCGCUGUACGACGAGACCAAGAUAGUACCCAUAUCCAAGAUUGACAAGACCGCCACUAAAGAGGCUAUUCAGAUGAGCAUCAGCAAGGACCUCGCCAAGGUUCCAGAUAAGCUGAAAGUGAAAUGGUCUCAAGGCGAUCCCUGGUCACAAAACGAUGUGAUUCCAGCUGGGACUCCGUUAGGGCCCUUAAACGUUGAAAUUCUUAACCAGAAGGAAGAAUCUAUUUCCAGGAUGCCGUCAAUGCGACAGAGAUCAAAGAAAAAACUGAGUGUUAUGCAGAGCCUGAUAUUUCAUGAUCCGAAAGGAGAUCGAGUGCUGGCUUCGUAUGUUUGCCAGUAUUCUCAGCAGUGGGGAUUCUGGUUCAAGGAAAUACACAAUAUCUCGGAUUUGGGGAAGUACACUCUGGGCCUUAACACGGUGUCAGGUGAAAAUAACUCCACCAACUUUGGAGGAAACACUCUUCCAAGUUACACACUCAAGUUUACAAUCAAAGAGGGGCCAGCUGUGGGUUUCAAAGUUGUGGAUUGUGAAGACUCCAAAGUUUACAUUGGAGAGCCCUUUGACAUUGUUCUGCAGCUAAAAGAUGCCUAUGAUAAUCCAGCUAAACCACCUCAUGAUCUCAAACCUGUGCUUGCUUGCAGUGCUCUGCAACUGAGUUACGACUCAGUGGACUUCAGUAGGACCACUUUCGUCAUCAGAGCUGUUAAAGCCUUCGGAAAAAUUCAGACCCCCCACCAAUAUAAGACAUCUGAACUGAAAGUGACCCUGCCUGGCCUUGAAGAAGAUUCACAGACUUUCAAGUAUCAUCUUCUUCCUGGCAAACCACAUUCCCUCCGUGUGAUGCCAGAAGAUGAGGUUGUUGCAAUUGAGAAUGGAAAGCCUGUCAGGUUUAGUGUUGAAGUUUGUGACGUGUCCGGAAACAUCACCGCUCGCCCCAAACACAUUGUUCACUGCCAGGUGGAGUCGCUACCAACGGCAAAGGCUGACUGCAGCAGCACUGGAGCCGGACAGAUUGUAACAGAAACCAUCAACCUCAAACUAGCUCAGGGACAGUCCCAACAUUUGAAAGCUACAUUUGAGAUACCGGGUCAGCAGGACAUAUUGCUGGUUGAGAGGGAGAUUGUGGUGGUACCAAGCACAAGACUAACACGGAUAGAGCUCUGGAAACAAAACGAUGGGAACUUGGUUUUAAGAGACAAAGACGAGAUCAAAUGGCCUGCCGGUGGCCUGCUGGAUGAUCUGUGCUACAAGCUGUAUGACGAGGCUGGAACAGAAGUGCCUCCCACAGCUGAAAUAGCCUCCAGUAUCAAGGUUAAUUGGACAGGAUGUGUCAGUCUUGAAGAUCUGAUGCAGGGGAAGCUGCCAGUCAUAGAGGUUCCUACACAGGUACAGAAGGAACGAUUCUACCAAGUCUACUUGCAAGACCAAAGCGUGUCUGUCUCCUUUACAAUAAUCGCUAGUCCAGACGAGCCAGCACGAUUAAAAGCGACGAUGCCGCAAAGCACAGUGAAGCUUGGGGAAACCCUUGGAAAAAUCAAUCUGGAGCUUUUAGACCGAUAUGGUAAUGCUACCAAGGCACUGAACUCCACCUGUGUGAAUGACAUAACUGUGGAAGCUGAGGGUCUGGUCUCAUCGUCCAUUGAGUACACAUGGAAGGAGAGCAGCCAUUCCGUCGUCGUCACGGGUGUCCGCUUCCAGUCUGGAUCACCGGGCUCCAGGGAGUUGUCUUUCACCUACCAGAGUUUCGUGGAGCGUAUUAUUAUUAAAGUGACCACUGGCCUUCCUGCACUCCUGAAACUCCUCGAAGGACCCAAACAGCCUUUGCAGGUGUUGAACGACCACGGCAUCGACACGCCAUUCGUCGUCCAACUGUACGACAGAUGGGAGAACCCGUCCACAGACCAGAGGGUUGUGGUUCACAUAAAGUCGUCCUCUGAUGCGCUGAAGGUGAUGAAGUCUGUUACAUCUCAACCAGUGAAUGUGCUUGGCCAAGCCUCUUUUACUGUGAAACGACUGAGCGGGCCUAAGGGGAACUACCAGCUGCAGUUUAAGGGGUCCUUCAAUCAGAAUCCCAUCCAUGGUCUAUCAGUAGAUUUCACCCUCAUCCCUGACGCCAGUAGACCAGUGGGACUGUCAGUCAUGUAUGACAAGAAUGUGAGAUUUAUAGCAGGGGGCAUCUUCCCAGUGUUUACUGUGAUUGUGGUGUCUGAGGAGGGCAUCCCCAUUACCACCUGUAACCCGGCUGCUAUUUCCAUGUUUCUGUGGAGCGGAGCGCCAUCAGGAACAGAACCUCCCGCUACAGCGCUGCAGCUAAGAUGUAGUAAACCCCCAGCAAACCAAAACAAAAAUUUUCACUUCAGAAAUAAAGACAUCCCACAGGAAGUUGGACAGUACACCAUUCAGUUUUCUCUGUGCACUGGUGAAACCACAAAGGUGUCCAGUAAUCAGAUUCCUGUUGAGGUGGUGGCCAGUCAACCUUCCACACUGGGAUCUGACUCGCAAUUGUCCACCCCUGUAGUUUUCCACAGUAAGGACAUCACCAAGCGAACCCUUGUGGAAAACUUGACCCUGAGGGAUUCCUAUGGGAACCCAGCGGGAGAAGACAUGGAGGGGACGGUGAGUGUUAUCAUAAAGAACUGUGACGACAACCCCAACAAGGUCAUCCCUCAACUUGAUGGCCAAAGCAGCUGCGACGUGACACUGUCGAAAGGAAAAGCUUAUAUCGAAAGGCUGGUCAUCAUGGAGGACAGCCCUGGAGAGAAUGGUGCCUGCUACAUCCUCCUCUUCAAACUUGAUGUCCUAACGGACCCUAUGCCACUCGCCGCCUUUGAGCUCCUGUUCCGCUUUUAUAACGACGCUCAACAUCAAAAAAGAGUGUCUGAGCUGUCCAGCAAGAAAGACAAGCUGUGUACGGACAUUAAAAGUUACAAAGGUGUUUUGGAAGUGUACACUGGCCUCCUUAAGGUCUUGACAGAUCGGCACGACGAGGCAAAAUGUAAGGAGAGCAUUCUUCAAAACCAGCUCAUAAGCAAGUUGAACCUACGUCCACCAGUCACUAUCAGAAUGGUCAACCAGCACCUGAGCAGAAAGAUGUCUGAAGCUAACCAGAUUGAGAAAAUGCCCAGGAGAGUCUGCUCAAUUCCAAAAUACUUGAAUGGGCAGCAGGAUGUUUUGGGAAAGGUCGGCCACCUGGCCUUUGUGCAGGACGACGAUGCAGCCAGGGUCAUUUCCUGGCACAUCAGGAGCGACAUGGAUUGCGUGGUCACCAAGACGAGGGAGGCGGCCAAUAGGGUGCUCAGCGCCACGCGAGGCAUGCAGCAGGUCUUGCCCCUUGACUGUGUUUAUGUAUCACAUGGAUGCAGGUCGCUGCCACACAUACAUCAUGGUCAACCUCUGUUUUAUCCCGCCGGGAAUCCCGUUUUUGCAAGAGACCUCCUUAUUUACCCCAAAAGCAACAUCGAAUGUAACAUGGUAUUCAAGAAUUUCCUGCGGGACACAAUUUUGAUGGACGAUUUGACCUCUGCAACCAACUACAGACAAAUCUUGGUCCAACAUAAAAUCCCCUGCCCCAGCAUCCUGACCAGACAGGGCGAACGCGUGAGCUCGAACGGCAAGUUUGGAGGUACCCAGAACAAAGCCCCCCCAAUUGCCAAUCUGCAAGUGUUCGGGGCCCCCCUCUCAGAGAACUUUCACAUUCUAAAUGAGGAAAUAGAGCUGCUCAACAAGUACUGCUCGGCGGUGCAGAACAAGUUGAACACACAGAAAGAACGCGAGGAUCUGCUGAAACAAUCUGCUGAGAUGAACACCACGCAGCGAGAAAUCGAGGAAAAAAAGAAAGAGCUGGUUGAAGUCGAGAAAGAACUUGCCUCCACAUCGCUGCAGCCCAAGAAGCGACGCCUGCAACAAGCUGGCGAGACCUCGGGGACACGCAAGAGACACAAAGCUGCAACAUGAGUUGAGAAAAAGUUUAUUUUAAAUUGUGUUUGUACGUUUAUGCUUUCAAAAGUUACCAAAGUCUUGUUUUUGAUACAAAAAUACACAUUUGUUCUAAGUCUUUUGUUGUGUUUUUAAUUCAUUUUAUGCUAAUUCUUCAGUCUAAUUUAUUCUUAUGACACUUCAUUAGGUACGCUUCGAACGAGAUCCUUUUGAGUCCCAUUUUUCCUAUUACGUGUCCUAUGCAUUGAUAUGAUUGCAUAUUUACUAAACACAAUUAAAAAGACUAACUCACAGGCGUCCCACACCACUUUGCGCUUUGCGAUUUUUUGCGUCUUUUAGGAUGAGAUAGGAUAGCACUUUAUCGUCACUGCACUUAAAAAGUACAACAAAAUUACGUUUUCAGCACAGACCCGUUCAAGAGCAGACCUACAUUGUGCAGGGUGACAGAACAGGUGGACGCGGGGCCAGGUGGAUGAGUAAAAAAGUCGAUCCCAGACUAGGCUACCAAGGGUGGGAAUUGUCUGGGGCCAGGAAAAAAAACUUGGUAAGAACAUGUUAUGACAUACAACUGGAGACUUGCAACGAGGGGGUGGGCAACCGCCCCGAAGCUGUCAGCCACUAGGGGUGCUGCUCCGUUUACUGUCAUACCACGUGAGGUGAAGCACAGAGGAUUUGGGGGGUGUGGUAUGUAUGUAGUUUGGUGUUAGAAUAAUUAUGUGUAAGUUAUCACACAACUCUUAUGUUUAAAGGCCUACUGAAAUGAUUUUUUUUUUAUUUAAACGGG